CGACGCAUAAAAAAGAUUAUCUAAAAAUUAUAAUCCAUUGGCGCAAAAAUGAAGAUGAAUUACUCAAUCGCCAUUCUCCUGAUUUUAAUAUCAGCAAGCAAUCAAGCUUCUUCCGCGUGCUUCAAAUCCAUCAUCAGCUUCGGCGAUUCGCUCGCCGACACCGGCAACGAAAUCCACCUCGCUCCCUCCAACACUCCUCCGCCCUCCGCCUCGCCGCCCUACGGAAAAACUUUCUUCCACCGCCCCACGGGGAGGUGGUCCGACGGCCGCCUCGUCAUCGAUUUCAUCGCUGAGGCUUUGGGGCUUCCGUUGGUGCAGCCGUUUUUCGGUGGCAGCGAUUUCGACAGCGGAGUGAAUUUCGCGGUGGGGGGAUGCACGGCGCUGCGAGACUCGAUUUGGGCGGAGGAGGGGAUCCAGAUUGAUUUGGCCAAUACGUCUCUAGCUGCUCAGUUGAGUUGGUUUAAAGAACUGUUUUUGCCCAAAUUUUGCCACACCCCUUCCGAUUGUAAGAAUUUCCUUGAAACGUCCUUGGUUUUGGUGGGAGAGAUAGGAGGCAAUGACUACAAUUAUGCAUUCCUUCAGGGGAAAAGCUUCGAAUCAGUACUAGCAAUCGUUCCUAAAGUUGUUAAAGCAAUAAGCUUAACGAUCAAUGAACUGAUCAAGCUUGGAGCUAAGACUCUUGUGGUUCCUGGGAAUUUGCCUAUGGGAUGUUCGAUUCAAUAUCUUAUUUACUUCAUAACCUCGAAUCAAACAUACUACGACCCUGAAACAGGUUGUCUCAACUGGCUAAACAGGUUUGCUCGCCACCAUAACAAACUACUUCAAACGGAACUUGACUUCAUCCAAAAGCAGAACCCGAGCAUCAACAUAGUCUAUGCAGACUAUUACAAUGCUGCAAUGCAGUUUUACCAAUUCCCCGAAAAAUAUGGAUUCACAAAAGGAGCACUUAUAGCUUGUUGUGGCAGUGGAGGACCGUACCACGUUAAUCACACGUACACCUGCGGUUCCAAAGGAUCUAGCACGUGUGAGGAUCCGUCGUUGCACGUGAGCUGGGAUGGCAUCCAUUUGACAGAGGCGGCUUACGGAGUAAUUGCAGAUGGAUUACUGCGAGGAUCUUUUACCAUUCCUCCGCUCUACUCGUUUUGUUCUCCGCCUUCAAUUAAUGCCGCUCCAUUUAUCCCCAUUACUACUACGGUGACUCGAAGCCCUGAUUUAUCGGUUGGAGGCGAAGCAUCUUAACAAAUAAAUUGCACUUAUUUUUGUUCUUGUAUCUUGCUUAAUCCUCGAUAGCAUUUAUUUUUUGUAUUCAUUUAAAAUGAUUCUAAUAUCUCUAAUCCCUCUUGCUUUCAAUUUCGAUCGCUAAUAAGUGAACUGUUUGUACGUAUAAUUAUUUAGCUUAUUUUAUGAUUUAGUACUCCUUAUUUGUUUCCUUA
This is a messenger RNA of Salvia hispanica, 1433 nucleotides long. RefSeq names its product GDSL esterase/lipase At1g28570-like. NCBI's taxonomy places the organism in Eukaryota, Viridiplantae, Streptophyta, Magnoliopsida, Lamiales, Lamiaceae. Gene Ontology annotation, molecular function: hydrolase activity, acting on ester bonds. The record is from RefSeq and is a predicted model, not a curated record.